AGGAGAUUUCAUUCAAUGGCUGACACAAAGGGCAGGGGCGGGGCCACUGCAGCCGGGGAGCUGAGAGAAAACCUUGAGGUGAAAAAGAGGGAUACAGGGUCAGAAGGCGGGGAGAAGGAGGGCACGGAGAGGUGGGAAAGUAUCGGGGUAUCCAGGCAGGGAAGGGGAAUAACCAGACUGAGAGCUGCGCUGUGAGAUGGGGCCCUGAGCUGCGCUAUGGACAGAAAGGCUGGAGAGGAUGACUGGGAGGACUCGGGAGCAGAAACAGGGGGGUCAGACUACAGUCGCUUGUCCUCCACAAGUAGUGAGCAAUCGGUAGAAGACAUCCAGGACCCGUUUCUCGUAAGCAUCCAUAUCAUUGCUGACCCUGGAGAAUCCAAGUGUCUUCAAGAAGCUAUUGAUCGACUCUUAGCCUGGAUACACCCCAAUCUGCAGCUGUUCUGCGUUUCAGAGCGACGGGUAUCAAAGAAAAGGAAGCCUUCCAAGAGCUUUGCCUCCCAUCCAGCCCUUGCCGUUAUUCUCUUUCUGCAGGAAGCCUAUGGGGAAGAUCAGAUCCUACACCUACACAAGUGCUUCCAGAAACCGCCUUGGCAGUUCCACCAUACUGAGCGCGUGCAUGGAAAGUUCCUUCCCUACAUGCCUUGCAACCAGGACUUCUUCACCCUGGCAAGUGGCACACCGAUGUGGGCCAUCAGGCAGGUGCAUUACGGGAAGGAAAUAAUCCGCUUUACCGUCUACAGCAGUUAUGAGAACUUUGCCGACAUGAUGAAAAUGUAUGAGCUGAUCUUAAAGAAAAGAGUGUGGAGGAAAAAAACAGAUUUUUGUGUCUUUACAGUUUAUUCAAAUAUGGAUUUUGACAUUGAGUUUUCUCUGAAAAGACUUGUAAAAGGACAAAAGCCAGUGCCCCUGGAAUCCUCGCUGCUUGAAUUCCGAGUGAGAGACUUUGGCCAGCUGAUCCCUCUGUUGCCCAACCAGUGUAUCCCCAUCAGCGAAGGCCGGUGGAAGACUGAAGAUCAUGAUGGGAAUAAAAUAUUACUGCAGGCGCAGUAUCUGGCCAGAAAGACAAUUUGGAAGCAUCAGAACUACUUUUCAAGGAACCCAGCAAUGACCCAGCCACUCUGCAUUGCUCCUCACAACCGCAAAUUCAAAUCCGGCAAACACAAAGGUUGCUCCGGCACUGGCCAGGUUCAACACUUUGGCUCUCAGAUGGACUUCCCUAGAGGACAGAUGGACACGUUCAGAAGUUUAAAGGCUCCCAGUGAAACCGCGCAGGCCUUUCAGCGCAGCAAGUCUCUGUAUUGUUUGCCCACUACCAGCACUUUCCUCUCCUGGGACUCUUUACCCAUGAUUGAGCCACAUCCCUCUUUUGGGCAGGACAUGUAUGAAACCCCAGUGUGGAGGAUCAGCCCCAAGGUCAACAUUGAUGACCUUGAAGGGGUUGAAGAAACGGAUGUCGACACAGGGAUGAAGCUUUCCAGUUCUGAUCUGUCAGUGGUAUCUGCUUAUUCCCCACUGAAUGGUCUGUGCAGUGACUUGGAGGCGUCUCUUCCUUCUCAUGGAGCUCUGUCCCACAGCGAUACAUUACCCGGCAGGCAGAACCGCUCUUAUGAUUCACUACAUUCAAUAUCUGACUUAUCCUCCAGCUCCUGCUCUGUAUUCCCCAGAGCUCCGGGGGCAAGUACUCUAACACAGACCCAGGGGCCUAUCCUCAGCCAUUACCGACAGUCAUCGGAAAUCACAAGUCAUCUGUCAGAAAUGCUGAACGGCGAAGAAGAAUUUUAUAUCUGAGCCUGACCUUUCAAAAACAAUAUUGCUAUAAAAUAUUAAUUUCAUUGUACCGGAGUCUGCGGUCAGAAAAAGAAUUAAUCCAUA
Molecule: messenger RNA, 1872 nt
Organism: Xenopus laevis (African clawed frog)
Lineage: Eukaryota; Metazoa; Chordata; Amphibia; Anura; Pipidae
Gene: fam124a.S
Product: family with sequence similarity 124 member A S homeolog
Exons: 4
Coding region: 217-1788 (523 amino acids)
Source: RefSeq, a predicted model, not a curated record